UAUCUGGAUCUCACUUGAUUCGAAACGAUUCACUACACACGUCUUUGCCGGCACAAGGGCACAGUUUCAUUAUGUCGACAUGCUCAUUAUGAUACCCUACCAUCGCUGGCACGUUUGCCAUCAACAUCCUCCUUUGCCACAAUUAUGGCAGCAUCGGAGCAAGACCAGCAUAAAUUGAAUCCCAGAGCCAGCCUUCGGAACUCUUCUUACAUCGAUCCCUCAACUGGAGCUAGGUUGAGUACAGCAUUUACCCUGCGUUUUCACGACAUUGGUGAUGGCCCUCCGUCUGAAGCGACUGAUGAGUCAACUCUCCUCCUUCCUCGAGCAUCAUCGGAUGAGAGGAAUCCGCAUCGGACAAGAUGUGGGUUUCUGGCAGACAAGAGCAAGGAUUAUGCUAUCCGAGUGAAGCAGUUCAUACUGUCUGAAACUGGCAGAGGAGUCUUCAAAUGUGCACUGGCAUAUUUUCUCGGCAGCCUUGCGACAUUCGUGCCUCCGUUGAGUCAAUUACUUGGCCAGCAGAGUUCGAAGCACAUGGUGGCCACGAUAACUGUGUAUUUUCACCCUUACCGGUCGUUUGGAAGUAUGCUUGAUGCUCUUCUUCUUGCAUCAAUUGCUUUCUUGUACACAGCAGUUGUGUCCUUACUCAGCAUGACUGUAGCCGCCUUCUUUGCCGACACUGUCCAUUUGAUCGAGCUUGGCCAUGCCAUUGUGUUGGUUCUUUUUGUAGGAGGUGGUCUGGGACUUGUUGCAUGGGUCAAGCUCCGCAAGAAUGACCCUCUUGUGAACAUUGCUUGCUCCCUCACUUCGCUUGGGCUUAUAACAAUCCUCACUAAAGAAGGCGCCAUUCAGGCUGGAGACUACUCCCUGAGGACAAUCAUAUCAAUCCUGAAGAUGAUUGUAGCUGGUGUCAUCGCAACUGUGCUGGUAUCUGUUUUGAUAUUCCCAAUCUCCGGGCGCCGCAAGCUGAGGCAAAAUCUUCUUGAUGUGACUGAUAUGCAAUCAGACAUGCUUGCUCUCAUCACAAGCAGUUUCAUUUCUGGCGAUGAAGCAGAACUAGAGAAUAGCAUCCUUUCUCGCGUCACCGAAAAACACAAGAAAGCCUCUGCCACGGUCGCCCAGAAGCUGAAGGAAGCAAAAUAUGAGCAUUAUCUACUUGGUACCGAGAGACAAGUCCUGAUCGAGGCGAGGCUUGCCCACUGCAUCCAGCGUAUCUCCCAGAGCAUUGGUGGCCUUCGGAGUGCCGCAGCGAUGCAGUUUGUUGUUGUAAAAGAACCUCCUUUUGGGUCACCGAUGCGCAACGAAGGUAUAGCUCGCGCUGCUGGUACUUGGAUGGAUUCUCUCGAAAGCUCCAAAUCCAAUGAUGAUAACAGAGGCUUGUUCAACGGCAUCAAUUCUUUAUCCGCUGACUCCCAGGAUCGUCUGCAGCCACCCAAUCAACCACCCUUUCGCUCCCCCGCCCAAAUAUUCGAAAUGUUCAUUGAGAACUUGGGUCCGUCCAUGCGAUCUCUAGCUUUCACUCUUAAGGAGAUCAUGGAUCAUUUCCCUUUUGAUCCUGACCGAAACUAUGUGGUCAGCACAAACCCCAAGUUCAAAAUCAGCCUUGACCGAGCCAUCGACCUUUACAAAGACAGUCGCCAAAAGUCUCUUGCAAUUGUAUAUGGCCAAAAAGAUAUGGAUCGUUUCCGACCUCUUACCGUGCAAGCUGAUUGGGAGGACGCUGCUGCUGCGUGUGGAUAUUUUUCAUUCUCUCUUGUCGAGGUCGCUGAAUCAGUCAAAAAGUACUUGGCCAUACUCGAUGAGCUCCAACUUGAAGUAGAUGAAAAUCCCGCUGGCAAGACCUGGAACUGGUUGAAAUUCUGGCGGCAGGGUGUGGACCACCACGAGUUCCAUGACGCCGAUCCUGAUCUCGUCGAGGUUGUGAAGAAGGCAGACGAUCUUGACCUUCAAUACACAGAACAGCCUUUCAAUCUACCUCGACCCUACAACGAGGCAGCAUGGCAAGACCGCCCACGAAUUAAGCGCAGGCUAUUCCACAAGAUAUAUGACGCAUCCGCCUAUUUUCGUCGUGAAGACGUCAAGUUUUCUGUGAAGGUCGCCGUGGGAGCAGUCUUGUACGCGUUACCGAGCUUUCUGCCUUCAACUCGACCAAUCUAUUCCCACUGGAGAGGCGAAUGGGGUCUGCUGUCUUACAUGUUGGUCUGUAGCAUGACUAUAGGUGCCAGCAAUACGACAGGCUAUUCCCGUAUACUUGGAACGUGCCUUGGAGCUGUAUUGGCCAUAGUCGCGUGGGAGGUGUCUGAUGACAACCCAUUCGUUAUGGCUUUUCUAGGGUUCUGUAUGGCAUCCUGGACCUCAUAUAUCAUCGUCGGAAAAGGCAAGGGCCCUUUUGGCAGGUUCAUACUCUUGACGUACAACCUCACUGCACUGUACGCGUAUAGCCUGACGACCCAAGAUGAUGACGACGGCGGGGACGAGGAAGACACUGGAAAGCAUCCCCUGAUCGUCCAGAUUGCGAUACAUCGUGUGGUGGCUGUAAUAUCUGGUACCAUCUGGGGUCUGAUCAUCACACGCAUGAUCUGGCCAAUAUCUGCACGACAAAAGUUGAAGGACGGCCUAUCUUUGUUAUGGUUGCGAAUGGGGAUGAUCUGGAAGAGAGACCCGCUUGCUACCUUCACGGACGGCGUUCAUCCUAACCAUUAUAUGAACCUGCGCGAAGAAUGGUAUCUACAGAAAUUCUUGGCCAAGUUACAAGGUCUCAUCGAAGCCUCCAAAAGCGAGUUCGAGUUCAGAAGGCCCUUUCCGCACGCGACCUAUGCACGUAUUCUGCGAAAGACAGAAGAGAUGCUCGGAGCCUUCCACGCCAUGAAUCAAGUCAUUCUGAAAGAUCUCAACACCUCACCCGGAGAGGAGGCAUUGCUCUCAGCGACAGCCAAUGAACGAGCACAGCUUUGCGUCAGAAUCAGUCAUUUGUUCAGUGUCCUGGCAAGCUCCAUGAAGCUUGAAUAUUCGAUUGCGACUGAUGCGUUGCCGAAUAUAGAACACACGAGGGACAGGCUGUUGGCAAAGAUCUUUGCAUAUCGUCGCAAUGACGCUCAAGAGCAAAGAAGUACUGAUGAGGAUUAUAGCUUGUUUUUCACGUAUGCUUUGGUGACAGGGCAGCUCAACCUCGGUAUCCAGGAUGUGCUCGAGGACCUUGGGGAGCUUUUUGGUGUUAUGGACGAAGAGGCUCUUCGUCUUGACUGAGUGCUAGCUACAUCUACUUCCUAGGCGAGCCGAUUAACCGCGGUAUUCGUAAGCUGGCGAAGCAACUCCAUCUUCAUAUUCUAAAUUUCAUAAAGAAAAUAUCAUCCUUGG
Molecule: messenger RNA, 3354 nt
Organism: Exophiala oligosperma
Lineage: Eukaryota; Fungi; Ascomycota; Eurotiomycetes; Chaetothyriales; Herpotrichiellaceae
Exons: 2
Coding region: 145-3243 (1032 amino acids)
Source: RefSeq, a predicted model, not a curated record